GUCCAGCGUUGGAAACUGGCCAUCUCCUGCAUGCUGGAAAUAUGGCUGGAUUAUUAUGGGGACGACUUUUGUCAGCUCCCCGAAUUUCCCUCCCUUAUGAAAAUUCUGCAAUUCGUAAGACAGCACAUGCCAGGUUCAGACGUGGAACUCCGUGCCCGGCGUAACCUCCAGCAAUUCAGACGCCUCCAUACAGUGGAGCCAGAGGCUGGGGCUUCAGCCCAAGGAAAACACGCUGAAGCAGCUCAGGAGCAAGUCCCAGCUCUGACCGUGGGGACUGCUGCCCCGUCGGGGCCUGCGGGGAUCCAGGCCGUCCCGGCUGCUGGGGCUGAGGGCUCGGCCCGCGCUGAAGCGCCCGCUGGGGAGGUGAAGCCCCUGCAGAUAGUGGUCACUGCUCUAGUUCACUGCUCAGCCCUGGAGGAGCCCCCUGCACCCGCGGCCACCCCAGAGGAGGAGCAGGCCCCGGCACCUGCAAUCGGGGUCCCCAGAGUGCCAGAGCCGCCACCUGCAUCUGGAACAACUGGCUUCGACCCCUGAGCUCGCCCCAGCUCCCAACGCAGGGCUCGUGGUGGCUGCAGCCCAACGGAGGCUUGCCCUCCCCUGGCAUUUCACUGUUUCUAUAUUUUCCAUUUUUCUU
Messenger RNA from Canis lupus familiaris (dog), 634 nucleotides. Its product is annotated as ral guanine nucleotide dissociation stimulator-like. Bases 31 to 534 code for a protein of 167 amino acids. NCBI's taxonomy places the organism in Eukaryota, Metazoa, Chordata, Mammalia, Carnivora, Canidae. The record is from RefSeq and is a predicted model, not a curated record. The transcript has 3 exons.